AUGGAUCUAAAUAUUAUUCACCAGUUUUUCAAAAUUGGAAAAAUUUUAGCCCUGACACCAACAACUCUCCAUAAUUAUAGUGUGUCACUGUGGCAAAGAAAUUACACUAUUUCAGUGUUUUUAUUUUUUACGGUUGGUGCCGCUGCUGCUUUACAAUUUUGUUGGGCGGAAUACCUAUCUUAUGUGAAUCCCAUUGAAUUAGUUUUGUGGAUUGUCACUGAUGUCAUUCGCUAUGUUCACAAUCUCUACAUUUUUAUUUUUGUAAUGAUUUUGAAACGCAAAUUUUGGUUUAUUUUAAUCGCAAAUUUGAAAAAAGCCAAGUUUAGGAUUAACCAAUCCGAGUAUAAAUUUCUCUAUUGUACGUUUAUCGUGACUUAUGUGUCAUUUUUUGUAAUUAUUUCUUGCAUUAUUUAUGUUUGUUUUCAGUUAGACGAUUGGUACACUUGCAUUCGUUAUUAUUUCGUUGAGUUUGUACAAAUUUUCACUCAAUUUUUCUACUUGUUGUUUGCUCCGAUUGUCCUCAAAAUGAUUCUUUUGAGGUAUCAACACUUUAAAAACACACUUCACAUUCAAAAAACUUGGCACCAAAUCAAAACCGACCAACUACGAUUAAAACAAACCGUUGAUACGUUUUGUGAAAUUUUCGGUGGAACAAUUCUUUUGAAUAUUAUUUACAAUUCGUCGAAAAGUCUCAUUUAUCUCAAUAAAUUGAUAAAAAACACUAAAAGUUGGUCAUCUGGUUCGCCAAUUUUGAUUUUGAUGAAGCUAACCCAAAUUGGAAUUAUAGGCUUGUUUUGGGGUUUGAUUUUUUGGGUAAUUUUCUUGUGUGAUGCUAUUGUUAGUGAAAAUGAAGAAAUCAGGAAGAAACUGUACAAAAUGCUCCACGUAGACCCGAUUUUUUACGAAAAUAAACAAUUUGAAAAAUUCUUAAAGACUGUACUAACUAAUGGACCGAAAUUUUCAGCGGCGAGGUUUUUUUCGAUUGAAAGAUCCACAAUUUUUCAAAUCAUGAAUUCGAUUGUGACGUUUUUAAUUGUCGUGAUUCAAAUCAAAUCAAAUUAG
This is a messenger RNA of Tribolium madens (black flour beetle), 1062 nucleotides long. RefSeq lists its product as uncharacterized. The transcript is spliced from 2 exons. The record is from RefSeq and is a predicted model, not a curated record. Lineage: Eukaryota; Metazoa; Arthropoda; Insecta; Coleoptera; Tenebrionidae. The coding region runs from base 1 to 1062 and encodes 353 amino acids. Gene Ontology annotation, biological process: sensory perception of taste. Gene Ontology annotation, cellular component: membrane; dendrite; neuronal cell body.